CAGAGAUUCACAAAAAUGUUGGUAAAACAUGAAGGAAAUAAUGUCAGUGUGUACAACAUGAAAGAGAUAAGGUGGAAAAACAAGAAAAACAUUUGCCUUACGUGAACUUUUAUAAUAUUAAGACCAGGGUAGCCUGAAAAAGGGUGAAGGUGCCCCUAAAUUGGGGAUGAGUCACUAUUUAGUUAUAGCGCACACCUUACUCAACAGUGGCACUAUUACACCCUUUAUUUGUUCAGUCUGCAAAAGUCACCUGAUGGAUUAAUUUCUCUGUUUUAAGAUGACGCUGGUGAUCUGAACCUCUAGGAAGUAAUGUGAUUGGUUGGAAAUCAAAGAUAUACCGACAAAAGUCCAAGAUGGCGUUUUUCUUUGCUACCAAUGUGGUCACAAAAUUUGCACUGUUUCUUGCUGCAAUCACUUUAACAUCAGCAGAAGAGUUCAAAAUAACAUUCACGCAAAAGGAGCAAGUUCCAAAAUGGACUUUUAUCGGAAAUGUUUCAGACGCUAGAGGGUUCAUGGAUUCCAUUCCAGCUGAAGAUCGGGACAAAUUGUUGUUCAGUUUCUUGCAGCAGACUAACAUCAAAUCCAUGAUUACAAUUCAUGAUGAAACUGGUUCCCUUUAUACAACUGUUGUUAUCGACAGGGAAUCAAUAGAUGAGUGCAGGGUACCAGGUCUGUGCAAUCUCACAUUCAUGAUCGCCACUAGGUCGAGUCGACCGAAUAGUCCACUGUUCGAAAUCAUUUCUGUAAGUGUUAUUAUUGAGGAUAUAAAUGACAAUGUUCCAACAUUUCCAAAAGAAACACAAAAGAUAGAGAUAUCAGAAAGUGCAGUGAAUGGUUCGUCCUAUGUUAUUGACAGUGCAGUAGAUAAUGACGCUAAGAAUAAUUCCAUUCAGUCGUAUGAGUUAAUUGGAAACAGAAAUCUGUUCGCUCUAGAUGAGGAAAGAAAAUUAGAUGGAAGCUUAUCAGUGAAAUUGGUGGUCAUAGGUAAAUUGAACAGAGAAUUGGUCGACUUCUACAACUGCACUGUUAUUGCCAAAGACAGUGGUGACCCGCCAAAGUCUGGAACAAUGUCGUUAGCGAUCAGCAUCUUAGAUGAGAAUGAUAAUGCCCCUGUAUUCACGCAGACGUUGUACAAUGUAACAGUUCCAGAGGAUGCAGCUUACGGGACAAGCAUAGCACAAAUAACGGCCACAGACAAAGACAUUAAUCAAAAUGGCAAUCUUUUGUACAGAUUUAGUCCACGCCAAGUUGAUUUUGAACACAUCAACUCACUGUUUUACAUAAACGAGCACAACGGCGUACUAAGCAUAAUCGGCAAACCGCUCUACCAGCCUGGGAAGGUAAACCAGAUUAUUAUCCAAGCCACUGACCAAGGCAUUCCACCACUGCCUUCAACUAAUCAGGCCGUUGUCACAGUAAAUAUCUUGGACACCGUAAACAAUCCUCCGGAAAUUCGGAUAAACUUGGUUUCGUCCGGAAACGGUCAAGUGAAGAACAUUUCUGAGCUUGCUGUACCAGAAACUUUUGUAGCUCACGUUGAAGUAAAGGAUGAUGAUACAGGGCAAAACGGAAAUGUCUCUUGCCAUAUUAAAGAUUCUUUUUUUGAUGUUGAACUUAUUUCUGGGAAUUCGAAAAAUGGCUUUAAGGUUGUGGUUAAAGGUCAGCUGGACAGGGAAAAGCAGGAUAUUCACACGGUGACUGUGAUUUGCAAUGAUUUUGGGAACCCUGUUCUAAGUGCAUCGGCAAGUUUUCUGGUGCGGGUUAUAGACGAGAAUGACAAUCCUCCAGUGUUCACUCAUAAAAGUUACUUCGAAGAUAUGUAUGAGGGUAACAACAGGGGAGAUAUCGUACUGAGCGUUUCCGCUACUGAUGAGGACUUGGGAAAUAACUCCAAAGUUGAGUAUUACCUGGAGGAUACUGUCAGAGACUUCUUCACGAUUGGACCAAAUACAGGAAUAAUUAAAGCUCUAGAUAAAUUUGACAGAGAAAAUCGCACUAUGUACACAUUUCAAGUAUAUGCAAAGGACAUGGGUACACCAUCAUUGAAGGGAAGUGCGCAAGUUACAAUUAGAAUAAAAGACUUGAAUGAUAACCCACCAAUGUUUUCAUCCUCCGUUUUCAAUUUUGAGGUGAGCGAAAACAGACCAAAUGGCACUCUUGUUAACCGACUUACUGCCACUGAUGCUGAUGAUGUUGAAAAUGCCCAGUUUACCUUUGCUAUUUCUAAUACCCCUGAAUAUCAGCUUCCGUUCCUGCUUUUUCCAGAUGGUGUCAUAAAAACAACAACCAUUCUUGAUCGAGAAGUCAAGAACACUUACGAGUUUGAAGUCAUCGCUAUUGACAAAGGUACGCCUCGUAAAACUAGUUCGGCAAAAGUCAUUAUUAACGUUGGUGAUGAAAACGACGAAUCUCCCAAGAUAGUUUUUCCGAAGCCUGACAAUGAUACAGUCAGUAUUAAUCAUUUGCAAAAUAUUGGCACCUACAUUACUCAGAUCGAAGCUUACGAUGCAGAUGCGGGCGUUAACAAGAAAUUGUCCUAUGUGAUUGAGGAAGGAAAUGGGGAGCGACUGUUUUUGCUGAAUAAAGAUACUGGUAUUUUGUCAAUGGCAAGGGUGCAUGAAGUUACUGACAAAACUGAUGAGGAAUAUGUUCUUGUAAUAGCGGUGUAUGAUAGUGGCAUACCUCAAAGAUCUGAACGUUGCGAACUGAAAGUAAUCGUCAAAUACAGCAACGAAACUGCUGCUGUCACUAAGCCAAUUGGGAGUGGAGACACCUCGAAUUCCAACAUGAUUAUUGUUGUUGUGGUAAUACUGUUGACGCUGUGCUUAUCAGUCGGUAUAAUUAUAGUGAUAUGUGUGAUACGUCGGAUGGACCGUAGUAGACAGAAAGGCCAGGAUAUUCAAAUUAAUAAACUCCCCAAUAAUAUGACCGAAGUGCGGGACAAUAAUUCGAAUGGGAAAAAUUCUUCAAGGCCGUAUGAUAAGAUCGAGACUCUACACAAGAAAAAGGAAGUCAGUUUUUCGUUCGACGAUGAUUUGGAUGGACUGAGGGACCAUGAAAUCAGCUUUUCGAAUAAUUCGGUCUUCUUGGAAAAUAAUGGCACAGAGGUACCGGUAACGCAUCUCUCGGACAGACAGACAGGAAAUCACCUUCGCACAUUCCAGAUGAAACAAAAACACCAACAACAUCCUGUGUAUAUUGGUUCCCAUACAAAAAACUGGGUACCAGGCUCAAACCAACCUACACUUGAGGUUGUUAAGAUGGGCAAAGAUGACAGCAACAGCGACACAUCACGGGAGACAGUGACCAGCGACAGUGGACGGGGCGGCAGUGACGACGACUUUCACAGCCCGCAUAACUCUAGUAAAGACGAGCGGGAUCCAAACUUGUCAAGUGCUGGUAGCAAUACCCAUCUGUUGAAGAGUUCAAUACCAACACGCCAUGGGCACAGCUCUUCAGUGCCUCCCAGUGGGGAACCGCAAAGUUAUUCAAUGUCUCCACAUGGAAAACAAAAUGGCCGCCCAAAGUCUACAGACUUGACAAACAAUAAACUAGGUCUGGACAAAACUUUAACUAAUUUGGUUGGAGGCGACAAACCAAAGUUCACUGUGAGAAAGCCAUACAUUGAACGAGAAUCCUUGCGCGAAACCAGAGAUAAAAAAUCAGACAGUUGGGUUCCUUCUUAUGUAUAGAUGUAAAAUAUUGACUGUAAAAUAGUUUUGGUGUAAAAACUACACAAAAAUCAAAUAUAAGUGAGAUUUUGAUGUUUGAUGGAAUUUUCAAAGGUUUUGCCACUUUCUUAUUUGUGUAGGAUAAAUAGAUUCAUGAUUUGAUUAAAUACACAAUGAUAUAUGUUUUACGUUAAUAAAGAGCACCUUUUACCUAAAAAUAAACAUCAAAUGAAGUAUCAUACAUCAAGUUAUAUACAAAAAGGCAUAUGAUUUUCUCAUUAUUAAAUGAGGCUGCUUUUCAAGUGGCAACACAUUUGUUACUUCCUCAGGCAUCCUCUAUGCAAGAAUAAGUCUGUGAUAAAUUGUGUAUGUCAUAAUUUAUUUUGUGGAACUGUCCAUAUGUUUGUUCAAUUUCUGUGUACACUAUUUUGUUUCAGUGCUGUGAGUUUGAAAAAAAAAUAUAUAAAUGGUGCUUCUUUGUUACAUGUGAAACCUUUCCUAUUUCAUGAUUCUCACAUCUUGAUUUUAGUUGUGUGUUCAUCUGUGACACAGUUUGCAAUAUUCAAUGUUAAUAUGUAAGACAAAUUGUAAUAUAAGACAGAUGAUGAAUAAUGGUUCGUUUUGUUUUCCUAUUAAAAUGUUAGGACAAUUGAUCAUAAUGUAACCUUAAUAUAUACAUACUUAACCCAUUCCCCAUCAGAAGCAAUGUGAAAAUGGCUUUUGCAGCCAGCAUAAAACCAGAACAGCCUGCAAGUAACUCGCAGUCUGUUCAGGUUUUAUGCUAUUUGCUGCUCAUCAGUAUCUAAGGGUUGGAAAUGAAGCCUUUUACACGUGAAUCUAGUAAGAAGUAUUUUUUAAAGGGACUGUCAACCACGAUGACGAAGAAAAGAAAAGAUGUAAAAUACUGUAAUUUUUUACCAUUAUUUGUUUAUAUUGAAUAAAAUAUCUCGACUGGUAUAUUACAUUACUUGAAAAAAGUUGUUAAGUUUUCAUAUUUUCAGUAUAUUCGGUAAUAAAUUUUACUGGGUAUGUCUAACAGGUAACUACCAGUUAACUAUAAAUAACGCCAGUAGAUUGAUCAUCGUCGUCACGUGAUAAACCCAGGAAUGCAAAUUGUGCAUGCUUAGUGAAUUGAAUAUAUUUUAUAUAUAAAAUGAUCUGUCUACUUGCGUUAUUUAUAGUGUGUAUAUCGUUAUGUCACCUAUUUUCGCAAUGUACUAUCGAUUUCACAUUACGAAAUUGUAUUACCUAAUAUACUGAAAAUAUUAACUUUUUUAAAGUAAUGUAAUAUACCAGUCGUGACAUUUCAAUUAGUAUAAACUAAUAAUUGUAAAAAAACGGUAAUUUAGAACUUUGCUUUUUUCGUCAUUUGUGGUUGACAGUCCCUUUAAAAUUAACUUUCUAAGGGACUACAAAUGCGCGAAAAGACGUAUCUAAGUGGUAAAGGGACAAUUAUAUGAGUCUUGUCAUGCCAGCAUGCAUGACUGGGCUCAUACAUAGUAAUCAAUAACUUGCAUGAGUUAUUAAGAUAUAAUAUGCUAUAAUUAAGUGAAUGUGUUUGAAUAAUUAUUGUCCAUGUCUGAUGUCUAAUAAUUAUGUUAAUACAUUUAUUCUUAUGAUAAUUAUCCAUAGAACAUAAAUGCUGUUAUUUAGGGUAUGAACGUUUUUAAUGAGAUAAAUAUUCUAAAGUUAAAGCCACAAACUGAAUUCUUAAUAAUGAAUAUUAUGUUGAUUCGCAUUUUAAAUGAAAUAUCUUAUAUAUAGGAUCUUGCAUGGUCAUUUUGUAUUGAAAAUAUUAAACUCGUCAUCUAAAUAAAGAUAAAAACGAGGCUUGCAAGAUUCUAUUUAUAACAUGACCAACAAAUUUUCUUUUUAUUUUAUGCUCUUUUCACCGUUUUUCAACGGAUAAGAUUUAAAGAGUUUAACUGAAGAAAUUCGCUGGAAUAAUGAUGACAUUUCGUAACAAAAAUGACAUCAUUUCACUGUUAUAUGACUAGUGUAAUAACACCCGUGUAAUAAAGAAAAUUGAGCAUUACAUUAUUUCACUCCUGGAGCGUAGGCCAUGUUAUAAAAACAAGUUAUUUUCUUUGUAAUUAAUUAUUCAGUUUUGUUCUGUAUAUGUUUUCUUCCGCUUAUUUAUAUUAAAACUGCCAAAAAAAAAAUAAAAUAUUGUGAUGUUUGUUAUAGAAUCAUGUGACUAUGAAUUUUCAUGAAACUAUGUUACAACAGUUGGUAGCAAUAUUAGUCUUAUAAUUUUAUUUCAAAUGUUCCAAAUAUUUUCUCUCCAUUUUAUGGGGGCCAUUUUCUUUUUAGAGAAACGUUCAGUGCCCUGUUUUGACAGAUCACAUUGUGUCUAUCAAUGAAUGGCCAUUGCAGCCCCACUUAAAAUAGUCAGAAGGACCAGGACAGAUGCUGUAAUUAUGACCAUAAAUCCAGUUAUCUUCUUGUUGACAUUUGCAAUAAAUUCACACAUUGUUGCCUUUGAAAGGGACUUAAUUUGGAAUUGUACAGUUUUUUUCUGGAACUCAUGACACUUAAUUAUAUCAAGGAAAUAUUGUGUAAAGACAUAAUUUGAAGACACGUGAACGAACUCUUAUGCUAUUCAGAAGAUAGGAUUCAUUGAUAUAAAUCUGUUGUGUUUGAUGAUUUAUUAAUGUAUUUUUUUCUGUUUUUGAUGAUUUUUUUAACACAAAGCUUGUGUCCUGUAAAUCUUAUGGUUUGUACUAAGAAUUUUCAAAGCUUUUCCUGCCUCAGCAUUUGUUGUGAAUGUAAUAGCAUAAAUGUUUUCUGCAUACAUUUUCAAUUGUUAUUAGUGAAGAAGUAUAAUGCUGAUUUACGUUGGUGUUUGAUAGAUGAAUUAAGGUACUAGAGGAUGUAACAUUGUUUACAGUAAAUUGUAAUUCUGAAAAAAAAAUCUUAGCUUCCAUAAUUUGUGAACUACCACAAAAAGUCUAAACAUUUAACCAACUGAAACAAAUAUAAAAUUAAUUAUGCAACUGAAUUGAGGAGUUACUAAGAAACUAAGGAGAUUUAAUUAAGCUAGAAAGUGUUACUGAAAGUAUAAUAAUUUAAAUAUAUUUCAACAAUAAAAAAGUACUUCAUCUGAACUUGAACUGAGUCCAUCUGUUGCCUGGUGGUCUGGUUGUCAUGUCAACACAACAGCAAAUUGGCCUAUCUUAACCACAAAUACAACAUCUUGUUAACAUCUUAAUAAAUUACUGAACACCUUGUUAGUAGGACUUCUUAGUCCAGAAAACACUGUAACCACUAGGCUAUAAUUAAGUAAAUAAUGACAGCGGCUGUGUCCUUACUCAUUGACAGUUAACCUUCGACACAGAAUUAAGAUCGUUAUCAUUAUUGUUUUAGUAGCAAGGUUUUUCUUAUUUAAUUUAUUAGGAACUAUUUUAGCUUCUGAAGGUUUGAUGAGUCAUUUUAUGUGCAAGUGUUUAAUUAGAUGGCAUUAUCAACAAUUGGUUUUUCUAAACAAUUUAUUUGUGGAAUUUAAUUAUUAGAUUUUCAUUUCUUUAAAAAUAGUUUAUACUUGUUAGUCUAUUGUAAUAACCCAUAGCAAAUGUUUCAAAUAAGAAUGUCUAUAUCAAGUGCCAUUAGUAAAUAAAAGAUAAAAUAAAUCGAGAGUGAUUCUUUUGAUCCUAAAGGCAUUAAAAGGUAUUGAUUCUUCAAAGUGAUAAUUUUAAAUUAUUCAUGCAUUUACUUAAAAUUGCAGAUCAAUAGAUUAAGACAAUACAUGUACCUUGAAAAAGCAUCAUUUACGAAAAACAUCAUAAACUUAGUGUUACUGGACAUAUUCUAAGGCUACAUGAAACACGCAGUCAUGGAUUAAACAUUAUGGAUAUGUUGGUCCCCUUAAGGUAGGAAUUAUGUUUGUAAUAGAUACACGAGCGGUUUUAACUUUAUUUAAUGUAUGUAUGAUGCGUGAAAAAUAUGUGUCUUGUUCUCAGAAAACUGGGCUUAAUUCAUGUGCGUAAAGUGUCGUCCCAGAUUAGCCUGUGCAGUCAGCACAAGCUAAUCAGGGACGACACUUUCCGCUUGUAUAGUAUUUUUAGUUUCAAGGA
Messenger RNA from Dreissena polymorpha, 7744 nucleotides. Its product is annotated as protocadherin-9-like. The transcript is spliced from 5 exons. Gene Ontology annotation, molecular function: calcium ion binding. Gene Ontology annotation, biological process: homophilic cell-cell adhesion. The record is from RefSeq and is a predicted model, not a curated record. The coding region runs from base 354 to 3692 and encodes 1112 amino acids. Lineage: Eukaryota; Metazoa; Mollusca; Bivalvia; Myida; Dreissenidae. Gene Ontology annotation, cellular component: plasma membrane.